Messenger RNA from Cucumis sativus (cucumber), 773 nucleotides. Its product is annotated as zinc finger protein ZAT3. The coding region runs from base 164 to 658 and encodes 164 amino acids. NCBI's taxonomy places the organism in Eukaryota, Viridiplantae, Streptophyta, Magnoliopsida, Cucurbitales, Cucurbitaceae. The transcript has a single exon. The record is from RefSeq and is a predicted model, not a curated record.
GGGUAUAAUUGAAUAUUAUUCAAGAGGAAAGGAUAAAACUUAGGAGUUGGAAACAUACAACUGCCCCUUUCCAUAAACCUAAAAUAAAACCGCUUAAAUUCAAACCUCUUCCUUCUUCCAACUCUUUUACUAAUUCUUUCAACAAAUCCAAAUAAUAAUAAUAAUGGAUCUUCCUCUCUUUUCUUUCAAUGCCCAACGGAGUUCUACUACUACUAAUUCCCGUCGGAAGCCUACUAAAUUCAUCAAAACAACCACCCUCAAUAAUGCUUCCGCCACACCCCACAACAUCACUCCCCCGUGUUCCGAAUGCGGCAAGAAAUUCUGUUCAUGGAAGGCUCUUUUCGGCCACAUGCGCUGCCAUCCCGAGCGUCAAUGGCGAGGAAUCAACCCACCCCCUAUUUUCCUCCAUCCUCCCUCCGCCGCUCAACUAGAUCAUGAAAUCGCUACCUCUUUGAUCAUGCUCUCAAAUGCCCCACCGGACCCCGGACGUGGAACUUCAGAGGGCAGAGAAGCAGUGGUAGUUUGUGAGCACAAACCAAGGGCACAUUCUGGAUUAUUGGACUUGAAUUUGCCUCCUCCAAUGGAGGAGAUUGAACAGGAAUCUUCAUCUCCCUAUUCAUCAGGGAUUGUUUUGGAUCUCAGAUUGGGGCUUAAUUAAUUCAACCAUUUUUACAUUUCUUUUCUUCUUAUUUCCUCCAAAUAGGGAAAAACAAGAGUUUGUGGUAAGUAUUACACUAAUUAAUUAACUAGGAAGGACAAACGUGUGAAGUCAA